Molecule: messenger RNA, 211 nt
Organism: Racocetra fulgida
Lineage: Eukaryota; Fungi; Glomeromycota; Glomeromycetes; Diversisporales; Gigasporaceae
Source: the annotation of a GenBank genome assembly
AAUCACUUUGUACUUGGAUUUGUACCAUUUGGUGUGUCUUUUAAUGAGUUUAUAAGUCUUUUUGCUGCUGAAAUGAAACUUUUAGAAAGGGAAAAAAUAAUGGAUGUGCAAGGCAAUAAAAGCUUCAUUAUUGCAAGUAUUGGAGAUAUAACUUCUGAUUUGCCACAAGAAAAUGAUUUGGUUGGAGUCAAAAGACAUAACGCUGCAAAGG